Messenger RNA from Amblyraja radiata (thorny skate), 2574 nucleotides. RefSeq names its product general transcription factor IIH, polypeptide 1 (gene gtf2h1). The coding region runs from base 329 to 2005 and encodes 558 amino acids. Gene Ontology annotation, cellular component: transcription factor TFIIH core complex. The transcript is spliced from 17 exons. Gene Ontology annotation, biological process: nucleotide-excision repair; DNA-templated transcription. NCBI's taxonomy places the organism in Eukaryota, Metazoa, Chordata, Chondrichthyes, Rajiformes, Rajidae. The record is from RefSeq and is a predicted model, not a curated record.
CGCCGGUCACGUGUCCUGAGGCGGCGGUAGCCGCCGCUAGGAACCUUUGUGCGCGGCCCAAUUGUGUGGGUGCAUAGUUCCGGGGGGUGGGGGUCCGGAGAGACGCAAAGGUGAUGUUGAUGGUGGGUGUCAGAUAAGUUGUAGUCGAGUUUGGAACCAGAGCCUGAAAGGAACAAGCGUUAGGAGGUAAGCAAGGACGAGACCUGGGGCAAGCUGGGCAGGAUUGAUCUUGUGCAGAGUGGGCUUGCAGCAAUGUGCCGUUCCCACCUUUGUGUCUAUCAUCAUUGCUCAUGCUGAAAGUUAAAGGUUGGUUGAACUCACUCCCAUCAUGGCCACUUCAUCAGAAGAGGUUCUGCUGAUUGUGAAAAAAGUACGGCACAAAAAACAGGAUGGGGCCCUGUACUUGAUGGCAGAGCGAGUGGCCUGGACACCAGAAGGGAAGGAUCGGUUUGUCAUUAGUCACAUGUAUGCAGACAUCCGCUGUCAGAAGAUCAGCCCUGAAGGCAAAGCUAAAGUGCAGCUUCAGUUAAUCUUGCAUACGGGUGACACUACAAUCUUCCAUUUCACCAACGAGAACAUCGCUAAUGCUCCAGCCAAAGACCGCGAUGCUGCUAAAGACUUGCUCCAACAGUUGCUGCCUAAGUUCAAGAAAAAAGCAAACAAGGAACUAGAGGAAAAAAACAGAAUGCUGCAGGAAGACCCAGUUCUCUUCCAACUCUAUAAAGAUUUGGUUGUGAGCCAGGUAAUCAGUGCUGAGGAAUUCUGGGCCAAUCGUCUGACUGGGAAUUCCAUGGAUAACUCUGUUUCCAACAACAAGCAAGAUAUUGGAAUUUCUGCUGCAUUCCUGGCGGAUAUCCGACCUCAGACUGAUGGAUGCAAUGGCCUCCGGUAUAAUCUGACCUCUGAUAUCAUCGAGUCAAUAUUUAGGACAUAUCCUGCAGUGAAACAGAAAUAUGCAGAGAAUGUUCCUCACGAUAUGACAGAGAAGGAAUUCUGGACGCGCUUCUUUCAGUCUCACUACUUCCACCGGGACAGGAUCAACGCUGGCUCGAAGGAUCUCUUCUCUGAAUGUGCCAGGAUUGAUGAGAAAGGUUUGAAGACUCUGGUUAGUCAGGGAGUGAACAACCCUUUAGUGGACUUGACGUCGCUGGAGGACAAAUCACUGGGUGAGGGUUAUGGAUCAUCCUCAGCACAGUCGUCCUCCAAAUCUAAUAAGGAGAGCAGCAAUGCUGCUAUAAUCCGUCGCUUCAAUCAUCACAGUGCCAUGGUGCUAGCAGCUGUCCUCCGUAAACAGGAAAUGCACAAUGAUCAGAAUAGCGAGAACAGCAGCACUGAUGGUAAUUCACGAGAUUCUGAUUUUUUCCAGCCUCCAGUCAAAAAGGUGAAGUUACAGGAAGCCAUAGAAUAUGAAGACCUGGGAGAAAAGAACUCAAAGAAGACUGUAGCACUAAAUUUGAAGAAGGCUGACAGGUAUUUUCAUGGUCCAACACCUGUCCAGUCUCAGCACUAUGCAUCUAGCCAGGAUAUUAUUAACUCAGUCCACUGUAUACGGCAAGAAAUGGCUAACUAUAACCCCAGACUUACUCAGGUUCUGUCCAGCAGUGUGGCCAGCAGUGCCCUAACUGACCUCUCACCUGGUGGAGUACUCAUGCAGGGAGGAACAUCACAAGCUAUCAAUCAGAUGGUGCCAAGUGAUGUCCAGAUGGAACUCAAACACUUGCAUGUGGCUGUUGCAGAGUUACUGAGGCACUUCUGGUCCUGCUUUCCCAUCAAUACACCAUUCCUUGAGGAGAAGGUUGGGAAGAUGAUGAAUAACUUGGAAAGAUUUCAGAUGACAAAGCUAAGGCCGUUCCGGGAGAAACUGCAGAAGCUGUACAUAAGUACAAACACCAGAUUGGAUCCAGAGAGCAGAUGUCCUCUUCACAAGGAUUUUAAUGUAAUUUUGCAGCACUCUAGUACUUUCAUGGUCACCACUCUAAAGACGUACAGUUCACUGGUCAUUUAGAAGAUAUGUUGCAGGUAGCCUUCAAUAAGUUCCAUACCUGGCAGUCAAAGCGAAUGCUGAAGAAGACGUGAUGCUGAUUGUAACAAGAUGUUUGAGAGCAAGAGCUAUUGUUACCUGCAAAGUCCUGGCAGAACUUUACUCCUGUUGACUAAACUGCCGUGCUGGACAGGGAGCGGGGAGCCCUACAACAUUGUAGAGACUCGAUGUAAUUUACAGAGCUGCACACCGGGAGAAAGAUAUGCAAUAAGGUGGACCACUCAGGGUGACUCUCACCAACCGACCAAAACCGGAGGGAGCUACAGGACAAAUUCGGGUGUAAGACUGCUGGGGAAGGCAGUGCUGCUUCUGUGCACAAAUAUUCUGUAAAACAAUAACUGAGUAUAUUUAGAAAUGGUCUUUCUAGCCUAAACAUUUUUUCAUUUUUGUGUAAAGUUUUAAACAAGAAUGGCACAAUGUAAAUGUGCAACCUUUUUCAGAAGUGUAGCCCUCUGUUUUUGGAUCCUGUUUGUAACUAGGGAAUGGAAGAUGUGGAUAUUUUAAACAAAUAAUAAAUGUGAAAUUAAAUUGGG